GCCUUGCAUGGCUGUGGCGUAAGUAUCACAAAUGCAUGGAGAUAUUUGAACUGGCGAAGCUACAGACCAAGUGAAACUCGUACAGUGCAAACGUAAAGGCAGCAUGGGAAGGCGCUGCUUUUUGGUUACCAUCACUGCUUCCCGCGAGGUUGUUUAAGAUCAUUGGUAGCGGUUUCUGUGAUUCAUAGGGUGCCUAAAUAUUUUGGAACCCUAUUCGUUUUCCAGCUGUCGUAGAUUAGUUUGAAAUGCCUUCGUCAGGACCAACGACAAAGGUUACAUGCGAGGUUGUCUUUUUUGCAAUCAUCAGUCGCCGCGCCAGUCUGAGUCUCCAGUCUGGGCGCCGAGCCGUUGCUUUGUUGCUAUCAUGUAGCAUGGGACGCAUGCAUCUUCGUUUACUACCAACACCACGGAUGCUUCAAGGUAAUUCCUUGAGAUCGAUCUUUUCAUUCUUCUUCGUGGUUCGUGUUGUGCUGGUAGGAGUACAGGUUGUGCAAGUGCAUGAUGAAGAGCAGGAUGAGGCACACGACCAUGACGACGUCGAAGACGAUCAGCGGGAGCAUGGCGAUAUGCUCCAUGCCGAUGAUGCAGACGCCGUUGCCAUCGAUGUACCUCUCUGCUCUGCCUCUGGCGUCCAUGAACAACAGCAGGGAACGCUGCGUCAACAGUGUUGCUAUUCCAAAAUAGAAUACGACUUCACUGCACUGCAUCUGUCGAUGCUGUGUGGUGGCAGAGGUGAUUUCUUGCCCCGUGUUCUUUUCUUCUUACGAUGCGUGAUACAACAUUAGUUGGCGCUUGAACGCAGUGACCAAAGACAAAGCAACUUAAAACCGAACAAGAUCUCUGGCUUCAAGCUCCUCCUCUCGCGUUGUAACCCCAGCAGGU
Paraphaeosphaeria sporulosa is the source of this 882-nucleotide messenger RNA. RefSeq lists its product as uncharacterized. Lineage: Eukaryota; Fungi; Ascomycota; Dothideomycetes; Pleosporales; Didymosphaeriaceae. The coding region runs from base 246 to 785 and encodes 179 amino acids. The transcript has a single exon. The record is from RefSeq and is a predicted model, not a curated record.